Molecule: messenger RNA, 1229 nt
Organism: Dermatophagoides farinae (American house dust mite)
Lineage: Eukaryota; Metazoa; Arthropoda; Arachnida; Sarcoptiformes; Pyroglyphidae
Source: RefSeq, a predicted model, not a curated record
UUGAUGGUGAAACAAACGAUUUAUCAUUUCAACAAAUAAUGAAAAUACUUUAUAAUUGGUUCCAUAACGAUGAUGAUAUAAUCGAAACGGAAAAGUUGAAAACAAUUUUACGGAAUAUAAUCAAAUUAUUGCUUGUGGUUCAUGUUACUGAUUCACAAAUAUUACUUAAUUAUUCAAUGAUUUCUGGUUUGCGUAUUAUUCGAAAAUUAAUGUCCAUACCAUUUGUCAAUGAAUUUGAUCAUUCAAAACGUUUUGCAUAUCGAUCAUUGGCUAUUGUUUAUCUAUUUAUGGCUAUAAUUGUUAGUGCUGGAUAUAUUGUAUUCAAUAAAGAAAAUUUUGACAAAAUUCUGGAUCCACAAAUUUCAGCAUAUACUAGAACUAUUAAAAUCAUUCAAAUGUUUGGAAUGGUGUCCGGAUUCUCAUUCAAACUCAUAACACCAUUAUUGUUUAUCUAUACAAUGAUGUUGUUCCGAUUUUGUAUUCAACGAUUAAUCAACACUUAUGCAAUGGUGGACAAUUUGGACGAAGUAAAAAUGAUUCAAUUACGUACACAAUUAUCCGAUUUGAAUGAUCAAUUCAAAGAAAUUAUACCUUGUUUCUCGUUUCCAUUGACCGGAUUGUUUGCUACAAGUAUAUUCAUCAUUAUAAGUUCAUCCUGUUUUUUGAUGAUCAAUAAUUCAUCAAGAGGCAAUUAUUAUAUUGCAUUCGUAUUCAAUAUAGGUUUACUUGCAUUCAUGCGUUUAAUUGUUGUUGCUAGUUUUGGUAAUCUACCAAGCAAUUGUUGUCGUGAUCUAGUACGUAUUGUUUAUGAAAAUCUACAACAAUGGCAACUAAAUGAAUGGAUGUGUUUUAUGGAACUAAAACGGCUACAAAAAGAAUUUGUUGUCAACAUAUCAUCAAUGUAUACUGUACGACAAUCAUCAAUAUUGUCAAUGUUAGGUUUUGCAUUAAAUUAUAUUGUCAUAUUAUUACAGACGGAAAAUUUUUCUUCCACUAAUUCAUCUUCUUAUUCAUCCAUCAUUUCAUCAUAUUCCAAACAAAAUGAUACUAAUUUUAAUAACGAUAAUGAUGAUGAUGAUACAUUAUUGAUGAAUUUCAAUAAUAAUACACAAUAGUAGAAACAAAUCAAACAACAAUUUUCAUUGACAUGACUUGACUAUGACAGUUUCUUUUUAUCCACAUCAAACACUCCGGAUAUUAUUGAAUAAACACUAAUUUUGUUAUAUUAA